UCGCUUGACCCAAAAUUUCGAGGAGACUAACCGUCAUUGAUAACGGUACGGCCCAUUAUCCAUUCAUGAUUCACGUAAACCCAUGUGAUAAAUAGUCUAAUAAUUAGUACCAAAUGACCCAUAUAUUCAUGUUUAUACAUCCCACGUUGCAUGUUUCUUAUGACGUGAUAAGUUAUCAUUCGCGGACUUUCAGCAAUCUUUCUAUUUUUCUAAGAGCUUUUGUUGACCAAUGCUGCUCAUGACCGUAGGAUUCGGAGGCUUUCCUGCUUCUACGGCUACGAUUUAAUAGAAGAUCUCCAAAGUCCAUAUGUCACAUGCCAUACAUUAAGCUAUACAUGAAACUUAAAUUAGUGUAGUACAUUAACUAUAAUUUAACCGAAGAACGAAUAAAAGUCCACGGACACUUGCAUGAUAAGUUUUAUUUUAUUUUGCAGUUACCUAUUUAUUACUACUACAUUCUCGACUUAAACUAACAUAUAAAUUAUACAAGUGAACAUGGAUCACAUGCCUACUCGGUUUUAGAUCAACAUUAUUUGCUUAUGGAAUUCACAACUGCUUAUCAACAUCACAUGCGAUUAUGCGAACCGUACAUAUCAUUUAUUUGAAUUUAAUCAUCAAACAAUCAUUAACACUAUAACUUAGAAUUUGUCAACGUAUUCUUUAAAAUUAUUCAAACAUACCACUAUAUAUACAAUUACACAUAAAUACCCGUCGUAACCGUUUACGAUUACUUCACCCUCACACUUCACCACAAACACAAAACAUAAAUACUUUCACAAAAUCCAGAAUCUACAAAGAUUUAUCACUCUUUGUAAUUAAGAAACAUUAAAUAUGGAUAAUAAUAAGCUUGUAGCUGUUUUGGUGAUCUUGCUGAUGAAAUCAUCAACGGCUGCGAACAACUACAAUGUCGUCAGCUUCGGUGCUAAACCGGACGGAAGAACCGACUCCACAGAAGCUUUCCUGGGAGCGUGGCAAGCAGCUUGCCGUUCAGCUGCAGCAGUCACUGUAACGGUCCCGAGAGGAAGCUUCUUGCUAAAACCGGUGGAGUUUCGUGGUCCAUGUCGCAGUAGAAUCACGUUUCAGAUCUAUGGAACGAUUGUUGCUCCUUCGGAUUACCGUGGUUUGGGGAAUUCCGGUUAUUGGAUCUUGUUCGUGAAAGUUAACCGGAUCUCAAUCAAUGGAGGAACGUUAGAUGCUAGAGGCGCUUCUUUUUGGGCGUGUCGAAAAUCCGGAAAGAGUUGCCCUGUUGGCGCCAGAUCAAUGACGUUUAACUGGGCAAACGACGUAGUAGUGACCGGCUUAACGUCAAUAAACAGUCAAGCAACACAUUUAGUGAUAAAUAGCUGCAACAAUGUAAUUGUCCGGAAAGUAAAGCUAGUGGCUCCAGACCAAAGUCCCAACACAGAUGGCCUUCACGUCCAAGGUUCUGCUGGUGUUACCGUAACCGAUAGCACAUUCCAAACCGGAGAUGAUUGUAUCUCAAUCGGUCCUGGAACUCGUAACCUCUACAUGUCUAAACUCAAUUGCGGUCCAGGCCAUGGAAUCAGUAUUGGGAGUUUGGGAAGAGAUUCAAAGGAAGCAGGAGUAGAGAACAUAACGUUGAUAAACUCUGUUUUUUCAGGUUCCGAUAAUGGUGUUCGGAUCAAGACAUGGGCUAGACAAAGUACAGGUUUUGUAAGAAACGUUUUGUUUCAGAAUCUGAUCAUGAAAAAUGUUCAAAAUCCGAUCAUUGUCGAUCAGAAUUACUGUCCGGCUAAUCAAGGUUGUCCCAAACAGGGUUCUGGAGUGAAGAUUAGUCAAGUUGUGUAUAGAAACAUUCAAGGGACGUCGCGGACGCAACAGGCUUUAACCUUUGAUUGCAGUCGCAGUAAUCCGUGCCAAGCGAUUAGGUUACAUGAUAUUAAGCUAAUGUUUAACGGUCGGUCCGCUACUGCGACAUGUAAGAAUAUUAAAGGAGUUAAGGCUGGUGUAGUGAUGCCUCAAGGUUGUCUUUGAUAUAAUUCAUGAAUUUGAAAGUGUUUAGAUGACAUUACACCGUCGUGGACGCAGAGUAUUAUUUACGUUCUGUGAUCGAGUUGUUUUGUUUUGCGUCUUCAUCCAUGUAUAUCUUGAAACUUUCAAUUUGUACUCUCUUUUUUUUUGUACAAGAUAUAUUAAA
Arabidopsis lyrata subsp. lyrata is the source of this 2158-nucleotide messenger RNA. Its product is annotated as polygalacturonase. Lineage: Eukaryota; Viridiplantae; Streptophyta; Magnoliopsida; Brassicales; Brassicaceae. The coding region runs from base 832 to 1995 and encodes 387 amino acids. The record is from RefSeq and is a predicted model, not a curated record. Gene Ontology annotation, molecular function: polygalacturonase activity. The transcript is spliced from 4 exons. Gene Ontology annotation, biological process: carbohydrate metabolic process.